CGUCCGGAUUCCGCACGGAUUAAUUUCUCCCAUCAUACGGGCAGGAUCCCUGCCAAAUUUCCCCUUUUUUUCUAGAGCGCCACCAAUGCCCAAAAUCCAUCGCCUCUCUCCAUUUUGAGGCUCCUCUCGCCUCCCCGCCGGUUUGCGAUCUCUUCUUAUUUGCUCCGUUAACCUUUCAUGGCGUCAAUAUCUGGUAUGUACUCCCCCUCUUCUGCCGUUAAAAUCGGUAGAUCCCCUAUCACUAUCCUUCUCUCCCGCCGAGACGCCUUCUUCGUACCGAUCUCGCCGGCCGGCCGGUCCGUCCGGCUGGCGCAAUCCGUCGCCAGGGAUAUCCCUUCAGGUUUCUCUGCAGUCUCCAAUUCCCCAGCGUCGAAGACCGCUGCCGUAGAGAAGGACCAGGUUAGUCUUUGGCAUCGGUAUGUGGAUUGGCUUUACCAGCAUAAGGAGCUUGGGCUUUAUCUCGAUGUGAGCCGGAUUGGCUUCACCAGUGAGUUCUUAGAGAGAAUGGAGCCUAGGAUGCAGAGUGCAUUCGUGGCGAUGCAGGAGCUUGAGAAGGGUGCCAUUGCUAAUCCAGAUGAGGGCAGGAUGGUGGGACACUACUGGUUGAGAAAUGUGGCUCUGGCUCCCAACUCGUUCUUGAGGUCGCAGAUUGAGAAGACGCUAAACGCUGUAUCCGAGUUUGCAGACAAGGUUAUCAGUGCUCAGAUUAAGCCCCCAUCAUCUUCCCAUGGGCGUUUUACUCAAAUUCUCUCUGUGGGUAUCGGAGGGUCAGCUCUUGGUCCUCAAUUUGUUGCUGAAGCAUUAGCCCCUGAUAAUCCUCAUCUGAAGAUACGGUUUGUUGAUAAUACAGAUCCAGCUGGGAUAGAUCAUCAAAUUGCUCAACUUGGAACCGAAUUAGCAUCCACUCUUGUAAUUGUAAUAUCGAAGAGUGGAGGCACUCCUGAAACUCGAAAUGGUUUGUUAGAAGUGCAAAAAGCAUUUCGAGAUGCUGGCCUAGAAUUCCCGAAACAGGUUGUGGCCUCAGGUUUUUGUUUCUGCUUUUUAUCUUCUGUUCCCUCUUCCGCCAUCCUCCCGCCUGAGCCUCCUCCGCCGCCAUCUCCGCCGCCAUCUCCGCCGCCGCCUGCCAACGCCGAGCCCUUGCGUGAUCUCCGUCUCCCCUCCCUGCCCGACCGGGGCUUUGCCUGA
This is a messenger RNA of Dendrobium catenatum, 1185 nucleotides long. Its product is annotated as glucose-6-phosphate isomerase 1, chloroplastic-like. Lineage: Eukaryota; Viridiplantae; Streptophyta; Magnoliopsida; Asparagales; Orchidaceae. Gene Ontology annotation, biological process: glycolytic process; gluconeogenesis; glucose 6-phosphate metabolic process. Gene Ontology annotation, molecular function: monosaccharide binding; glucose-6-phosphate isomerase activity; carbohydrate derivative binding. Gene Ontology annotation, cellular component: cytosol. The transcript has 5 exons. Bases 178 to 1185 code for a protein of 335 amino acids. The record is from RefSeq and is a predicted model, not a curated record.